GUUGUAUUUCGCAGCGCCAGUGCAAGUGCAAGCUAACGCGCGCCUAGCAAUCGUGCCAGCGAAGCUUCGUUUCAAACGAAAGUAUAUAAAAUUAUAACGUCCCGCCAGUCUUCCUUUCAGCUAAUUCAUUUCCCCUCGCACCCAAGCAUGUCCCCUCAAACCCUAGAAGUUGCAGAGCCAAUCACAAACACACGCUGACAGAAAGAGCGCGAGCGGAAUUUUGAAUUCGGCAUUCGGAAGGGCCAGAAUCCACAUUCACUGCAACCAAACAGAACCGGAUGGAGUCCCUCAAAGUAGGUUGUGACCCCAUUGACAGUGAACGGGAUGAUGUAGACUAUGUCUCUGGGAUUAGUACUUUACUUGUUGCCACGAUUCAGGAGGCCAAAGACAGGAUUUCUCAGAUUGAAUAUGUUUUCUGCAACCAGCUCUAUACAUAUUUCCAAUCCAAGUCUAACAGCUUCCAGAAAUUUGAAAACCAAUGGAAAGAGAAGGAAGAUGAUCUCUUGCGUCAAAUUGAAACGCUUCGAGCUGAAAAGCAACAAACCCUUGAAGAGAACCGCUUACUCAAGCUUGACAAGGGAAAUCCGCACAAGGAAAGUGAAGAGAAGGUGAACCAACUACUUGCCGAACUGAAAGGUGUACAGCUCAAAGGUACUGAGCUUGAGCGAAUGCUUAAGCAGAAGUCUGCGGAAGUAGAUAAGGGAAUGGAAUUGGAGAGUAAGUUGCUCGGAGUGAUUCAAUCCAAAGAUGCUGACAUUAUGGAUAAGAAAAAACAACUGAAAGAGAAUGAAAAAGGUAUAAACGCGCUUCUUGCUAAAUUGAUUGAUCUUCAAACUAGAGUUGAUGAACUCCAAGAGGAGCUUGGGGAAAAGACUAACCAAAUAGCCAAUGGAAAGGAUCUUGAAGAAAAUUUAUCUCGAAAGAUUGAGCAUCAGUCUUCUGACAUCGUGAAUAAAGAAAGGGUUUUGAAUGAUCAAGAAGAAGAGAAAAAACUACUUAUGGCCAAAUUGGAAAUUUUGGAAGAAAAUGUUAGUAAACUCCAAAAGGAGCUCCUCUCAAAGAACAACGAAGUGGAGGGUUGUUUAAGGGAGAAAAACCUGCUUCUUGCCAAAGUAACUGGUUUAGAGGAGAAAGUUGAUGAGCUUCAGGUGGAUCUCAGAGGAAUGGCGGCUGGUGAAGUGGGCAAAAGAACGGAUUCAUGUGAAAAGUUACAUCAACAAAUUGAAUCAAUGACCUCGGGUUUAUUGGCUGAGAGGAAGAAGUAUACAGAUCUUACUGUUGCUUACAAAAAUUUGAAAUCUCAACACAAUUAUCUCCGCACAAAGCUUGGUCUAACUAGGGAGAAUAUGCAACUGCAGAAUAAGUUGGAAGAUAGAAGUGAUUUGUUGAGAAAUGAUCAGAAUCCAUCAACUUCCCAUGAAGUUGUAGAGAAAAAUCAGAAUGGUUCUGCAGCAGCUUUAUGCACAAAAAAUGCGAGGAAUGAAAUCAGUUGUAACAAUAACUCGGAGGAUGUGAAAGGAGGCAAGCCAAUUCAAGCAACUAGUCCUAUCUCUCCUACUUCCUUCUUCCCCAUUGCACCAAAAUGCCCUCCCUCAUCAAAAUCUACCCUAGUAGCUGGGAGAAAACGGCCUGCUUCCAGCUGGGUGGAUACUAGGUCCCGUCAAGGCCAAGAUGGGCGUGACCCUCACGAUGAUUUUCUUGAUACUCCACUUGAGAACAUCAGAGGAAACUUGAACAAAGCCACAAAGGAACAGGUUCCUGAUCGUCCAGUUCCAGCUCCAAAUGACAUGAGUCUAGAUAGCUCAGAUGAUGAAACGCAGGAUGUGAAUGCUGUAAUUAGGCCACACAAGCAACAAUUGCCAGUUCCAGUGCCCGGUAAAAAUGGCUUCAAGUUUGUGGAACCUGUGAGAAAGAAAGCUGAGCGGGAAAAUUUGAAAGGAGUUGAAUGCAAGCAGUGCAAAAAGUUCUAUGACGCUGUCCUUCCCAACGACGGCGGUGGUAAGGACACUGAUAAUAAUAAGCAUAAUUUUCGCUGUGAGCACCAUGAAGGUGUUUCUCGUCAUCGGUAUAGGUAUGCUCCCCCUCUUACUCCAGAAGGAUUUUGGAAUAUUGGAUUUGAAUCCGAAAUGUGAUAGUGAGAAAUUUUUUAUUCAUUUUUUCUUUAAUAGAGCAUUGACUUGUAUCGAUAUUUACUUUCAUAUAAAAAAAGGUCCAUACUUGUCAAAUAA
Molecule: messenger RNA, 2228 nt
Organism: Malus domestica (apple)
Lineage: Eukaryota; Viridiplantae; Streptophyta; Magnoliopsida; Rosales; Rosaceae
Product: protein gamma response 1-like
Biological process (GO): DNA double-strand break processing involved in repair via single-strand annealing; DNA repair
Molecular function (GO): damaged DNA binding
Source: RefSeq, a predicted model, not a curated record